Molecule: messenger RNA, 651 nt
Organism: Apiotrichum porosum
Lineage: Eukaryota; Fungi; Basidiomycota; Tremellomycetes; Trichosporonales; Trichosporonaceae
Exons: 1
Coding region: 1-651 (216 amino acids)
Biological process (GO): translation
Cellular component (GO): ribosome
Molecular function (GO): structural constituent of ribosome
Source: RefSeq, a predicted model, not a curated record
AUGUCCAUCCGUUCAUUCACCACCCCGCUCGCACGGGCGACCCGCGCGUCCUCGUCCCGCGUCGGGCUCGACUUUGGCAUCCCCGCCGUCGCCGGGCCCUCCCGCUUCGUCUCCACCUCUGCGUCGGCGUCGUCGCCGGUCCCCACCGCCCCCGUCAACGCGGUCGGUUCCAAGCGUACCGCCAAGGGCAAGGCGGCCGCUGUUCUUGGACCCCGCUGGCAGCCCCUGGACAGCCUCCAGUAUGCUGGCGAGAAGGGCAUGGCCCCGACCCACACCCUCACCGUCUUUUCCUCGCGCAACAACACCGUCCUGACGUUUACCGACAAGACUGGUCCCCUCUUCCCCACCAUUACUUCCGGUACCGACAAGGUGUUUAAAAAGUCGCAGCGCAACUCGGUCGAGGCCGCACACCAGGCGACGCUGAAGAUGUUUGCCCGUAUCCAGGCCGUCACGACCGAGUGGAAGACGAUGCAGUACCAGCCCAAGAUCAACAUUGCCUACAAGGGUGUCGGAGGCAAGGGUCGCGAGGCGGUCCACCUGGCCAUCCUCAGCAACAACGGCGACGAGAUCCGCCCCCUCAUCACCCGUGUCGAGGACAGGUCCCCCAUCAAGAUUGGUGGUACCCGCGCCCGCACUGCCCGUCGUGUCUAG